UAGUCCCUUCGGGUAAGCGCAGCGGCUGUCGUGAGUUCCGUCGGUAUCCGCGAGUUCGUAACACGAGUAUAGACAUUUUUUUUUUUGGGGGGAAAAACAGAAAUUUUCGAAAAUAUUAAAAAUAUAAAAAAAAUCCUGUGACCGUCGUCGAACACUCGGCCUGAUGUGCGUUUGUUGGUUUAUUGCCGCAGUAGAGUGUCGCAAAGAUUACCCGAACGUGGGCCGUCGAGAAAUUAUUUAAAGACUUUCGUUAACAUACUAAGACGUUUAUUCUGACACUUAAUCAAACUGCUCGUUGGCGAUUCGCACCUGUUGUUCUCGCCGUUUGUCAUAUUAUAAACCACGCGAGUGCGGACAAAGGUCGGUUUUUCUUUUUCGGGGUUUUUCCGUAUAGCAUUAUGUCUGGAAAUAACAUUGUUACCGAAGUCGCAGCGGUCGUGACCGAGUGACCGGGUUACCUUCCCCAGGACCAGAGAAAAUGGCGCAGAGUUGGCCCAGGCCGGGCCCGGUGGUACGGGAAGGGCCCAGUGCCGCGCUCCGUUCGUUCGCCAUUUUCGCCGAGUCAAGGUCACUGUAAAAGGUCGCCGCCGCAAUGACCUUCAACAACACGACUGCAACAGACGCCGGCAACUUCACCCUCGGCGCCGAUCCGGCCGACGACCUCUACCAGGUGCCGCCCAUCCUGAUCGUCCUGUUGGCCAUACUGUACGGAUCCAUAUCGGUGGUGGCCAUAGCCGGCAACGGCCUGGUCAUAUGGGCCAUCACCACCAGCCGGCGGAUGAGGUCGGUCACCAAUCACUAUUUGGCCAACCUCGCCGUCGCCGACAUCAUCCUCGCCUUGUUCGCCAUCCCCUUCGAGUUCCAGGCCGCGCUGCUGCAAAAAUGGAACUUGCCGUCGUUCAUGUGCGCCUUCUGUCCAUUCAUCUACGUGCUGUCGAUCACGGUCAGUGUAUUCACACUAACGGCCAUCGCAGUCGACCGACGCCAAGCAAUAUUGAAUCCGUUCGCAGCUCGAACGUCAAAAAACCAAUGCCUAUGGGUGAUUGGGGCAAUAUGGAUCGCUGGGUUGAUACUGAGUUCGCCGAUGGCUUACACCCAACGCGUGGUCUACGUGGACGAAGACUGGCCUUUCUGCAAGAACGUUAACCUGUCCGAGACGGAUAUGCUCGUGUACAGAGGACUGCUGGUCAUCGUCCAGUACGUUAUACCGCUGUCCAUUAUGACUUGGGCGUAUUCCGGGAUAGGAUUCGCCCUGUGGGGAUCGUCGGCUCCGGGAAACGCCCAGUCGCAAAGGGAUUUGAACCUGAUGAGGAACAAGAAAAAGGUCAUUAAGAUGUUGAUCAUUGUCGUGGCGCUGUUCACGCUCUGUUGGUUGCCUCUCCAAACGUACAACCUACUUCAGCAUAUAUUUCCACAAAUCAACGAAUAUCCUUACAUAAAUAUCAUAUGGUUUUGUUUCGAUUGGUUCGCAAUGAGCAACAGCUGCUACAAUCCGUUCAUUUACUCCAUUUACAAUGAAAAAUUCAAACAGGAGUUUAAAAUGAGACUAGACUUUAUGUCGGGCAGGAGGCGUUUGACUAGAAACCUGAGCGCGUUCUCGAGCGGCAGGUUCGAAUGGCGCACAAACCACGUGAACAUUCAUGACCGAAACAAUAAGAAAAGUUCCAUCGUUACCAACGACACUCCGCUUAUGCUCACUCCUGAAAACUGAAUGUAUGUGGGAUGUCACAUGAUAUACGGUUACAUUAUUGUCAUCAUUCUUGUAUUGGAAGUCAGCAGAGAGACGGCGGGGCGGCGGCUCGACUUUGCUGUUAAACGCAUGCGGACAACCGCAUGAACAUCUUCUCAACUGUGUAAUCGACUUGCUAUUCCCUUUGUAUCGUUUACCGUUUAACUAAUAUCGUCUAAGCAAACACUGUAAUACCGUUGUCAGGUUUUCGAUUGUGUAAAUAUUAAUAGUGUAUUAUAACGACGUACCUACCUAUCUACCUACCUACCUACCUACCACGAACAAUGUACCAUAUCCAAAGUGCGUAGUACGGCGUAACCGAAUGCCCUUGUCUCGAGAUUCUCAGGCCGGGCAUUUUUUAAAAAAAUUUUUUUUUUUUUUUUGAGUGAUAUUUUAUGAAUUUCAUAUAGUUUUAUAUUAUCAAAAUAUAUUUAAAUUAUUUAUGAAUUUUCAACCCAAUACACGAUGGGUUGUAAUAUGUACAAUAUUUGUUUUGACAGCCCUGUUUGUAUGUAAUUGCGAACAACAAUUAUUAUUGUCUAUGUACCUAUUUAAUUUG
Molecule: messenger RNA, 2288 nt
Organism: Adelges cooleyi (spruce gall adelgid)
Lineage: Eukaryota; Metazoa; Arthropoda; Insecta; Hemiptera; Adelgidae
Product: tachykinin-like peptides receptor 99D
Exons: 7
Coding region: 593-1711 (372 amino acids)
Biological process (GO): G protein-coupled receptor signaling pathway
Cellular component (GO): membrane
Molecular function (GO): neuropeptide Y receptor activity
Source: RefSeq, a predicted model, not a curated record